This is a messenger RNA of Scylla paramamosain (green mud crab), 1635 nucleotides long. Its product is annotated as ankyrin repeat domain-containing protein 23-like. The transcript is spliced from 7 exons. NCBI's taxonomy places the organism in Eukaryota, Metazoa, Arthropoda, Malacostraca, Decapoda, Portunidae. The coding region runs from base 762 to 1499 and encodes 245 amino acids. Gene Ontology annotation, molecular function: protein binding. The record is from RefSeq and is a predicted model, not a curated record.
GGUUUGCAUUGGUAUUUAAUUUAAGACUUAAAAAAAUAUAAGAAACAUGUACCAAGUAAUAACAUCCAAUAAAAUCUAGUCUCGCAGUUCGAAUUUUCAAAUUUAGAAUAAGUUCGGUACUGGAUAUGAAAAAUUAUUCUCUUUAUACGAUGAGGAAUUGGUGUUUUCUUUAUUUAUCUGGAAAGUAAAAAAAAUUUUGUAUUUAGAAUCUGUAAUAUAAUCUAGUCUGGCUGUGUUUCCUUUCUCGAUAUUAUUGUGUUUUUGUGGUACCGUUCUUAAAAGUUACAGAUUGUUUUUUGGAGUUUUCGUUAUUAUUACUGAGUUCGGUAAUGUUUUUAUAUUUUGUGUAUUAGUUAAAGUAAAGAGUAAGUCAGAAAAUGUAGUGCAUUCCUGUCUGGGCGUCUUCUUUCUUUUCGCGAUUUUCAUAAUGAAUUACGUUACGUAAAUAUAAGCUUCGAGACGGCCAUUUUCCCUGCCUCCCUCUCUGUCUGUACAUCAAUAUUCAGCUAAACUCCCCAGUGUUUCCAGACUUGAAGUGAAGAAAAAAGAGAAUUGACCACGGAAAUAGAUAAACAACCCCAAAAGUGCCUCAAAUAAGACAUUGAGUAGUGCCCCGUUCAGAGCGCACACUCCGAAAACGCGACGUCAUCAGACCUUUCCCCUUGGCCGCCACUGUGUGUGUGUGUGUGAUUCACACACACUGCUUGUCACCCAGCAAGCCGUUCCCCUACGGAAAGAGCUCAGACUGAUCUUCGGGCGCCAUGUUCGACCAGGAUUCCAGGGUGAUCCAGAGCGCCUUCCUGCACGCCAUCCAGCACUACAGUCAAAACACCGCGGGCAGGAGGCUUCAGCUUCACGCCUUUGUGGGCAUCAUCAGUAUGGCGGAUGCCUUCAAGAUCUCCAGACUGAACAUUGAGAGAAUGGAGCGGGUGGAGCCUAUUCUGAAGUUCUACGUGGGGCCAACUCUCCUCCACUGGGCGGCAUCAAAGGGCUACCAUGACCUGGUGGUUGACCUCCUUGUUCGGGGCUUGUCUGUGGAUGCUUGUGACCGGUUGGGCCGCACUCCACUGGGGCUGGCCACCUUUGCCGGCCACUCUAGCACUGUCAGCACCCUGCUGCAGGAGAACGCCGCUCUCUCUGCUGAAGACAAGGACUGGAGAAUAAUAUCGCGUGAGGAGGUUGGUCUCUGCUUAGUUCGGGUCAUUGAAGAAACUGCCGUGUGUUCCUUUGACGCGGCGAGGUCAGAAUGCUUCACUCUGCUCUACCUGGCCGCCCAGCAAGGCUACCCGAACAUGAUGCAUCGGCUUCUGUCCCUGAAGGUAUCACCAGACGUACGUAACAACCAAGGCGAAACCCCGCUGUUUGUCACGAGCCUGGCAAUGCCCUCUUCCCCCCUUCACAUCACAAGGCACUGGGGUCAGGUCAGGUCAGGUGAACUUGAAAUCGUACAACAGCUUCCCCCCCACACAGGCCUACCAAGACCUGCCGGCACCAUAUGAGGGACAUGGAGAUCAGAAAAUAUUAUGACCUUAAGCACAUUGGUGAUGAGGGUCACGAUCACCAACGUCAUGGAGGCCAUACUUGAGUCGGCCUUUCAGUUAAUUCUGCAGCUGUAUAUCGUUGGGAUGCAUUACA